Molecule: messenger RNA, 2241 nt
Organism: Arctia plantaginis
Lineage: Eukaryota; Metazoa; Arthropoda; Insecta; Lepidoptera; Erebidae
Source: the annotation of a GenBank genome assembly
AUGUCAAAUAGUUCAAUUGAAGGAAAACUGAAAGGUUUACAAGAACGGUUUGAAAAUGAAAUGCGUCGAAGAGGAGAAGGUGGUUUCAACAACCAAAGUGGAAUUGGAACGUCCAGACCGGGGAGCAGUAGAAGACCAAGGCCUCCCCUAUUCCAGACAAACAGAGACAUACCAGCUUUUCCACCAAGAUCACCACAGGCUAGUGAAACUGAACACAGAAUGCGAGAGGUCUAUAAGGUGAGUGGGAAACUGAAUGUGGAUGGUGUAGAGUACCGUUCACAUGUGGAAGAUCUCCAACAACUCGGAGAGCUUGGCAGUGGGACCUGCGGACAUGUUGUCAAAAUGUUGCAUAAACCUUCCCAAACUGUUAUUGCUGUUAAACAAAUGCGUCGCUCCGGUAACUCAGAAGAAACCAAACGUAUCCUCAUGGACCUCGACGUAGUCGUUCGGUCUCACGACUGCCCCUAUAUCGUCAGAUGUCUGGGAUGUUUUGUGACGGACGCAGACGUUUGGAUCUGCAUGGAACUGAUGGCCACUUGCUUCGAUAAGUUACUGAAGAGGCUCGGCGCGCCCAUUCCUGAGGCUAUACUUGGCAAGGUUACUGUUGCGACAGUGAACGCUUUAUCAUAUCUGAAAGACACACACGGCGUGAUACACCGGGACGUCAAACCAAGCAACAUCUUGUUGGACGAGCGUGGUAACGUCAAACUGUGUGACUUCGGCAUCAGCGGACGGCUCGUAGACUCGAAAGCCAAGACGAGGAGCGCCGGCUGUGCUGCGUAUAUGGCGCCGGAGCGAAUAGACCCGCCGGAUCCGACACGGCCAGACUACGACAUCCGCGCGGACGUCUGGUCGCUUGGCAUUUCACUUGUCGAGCUUGCCACCGGAGUGUUCCCUUACAGAGACUGCCAAAAUGACUUUGAAGUUCUUACCAGGGUAAUAGCUGAUGAUCCACCGCGACUUCCGGAGGACACGGAGUUUACGCCAGAAUUUAAAUUAUUUGUGUCACAGUGCCUAACAAAAAACUAUAGACAGCGACCAAAGUAUCCCAAACUGUUAGAACAUCCCUUCGUAGUGAAAUCAGCGCGUAAUUCGAUAUCCGUCGGUGCGUGGUACGCGUCAUUGCCUUUCUCGGGGCAAAGCACGAUGUCCAGGGCUGACUCGGUAUCGACUGUCGCCACGCAUGCUGUUAACACGACGAGCAACGGAGUGGAGACACCUGUCACUCCUCAACCGGGUAGGAACUUUGUGACGAGUUCCCAGCACUGGAUGGAGCAGGUUACCCCGACGCCUACUCGGGCGUGGUGGGCGACGAGUAGCAACGCUAACGCCGGCGGCAGCAGCUCGCAGCCGGCCAGCUUGGAGACUGACUUCUCGAACCACUCGCCUUAUCCUAGACGCAGAACAAUUGACGCAUGCGCGUCACCUCCCCCGCAGCCCGUUCGGAGGGUAUCGGCUGAUAAUAGAUGGAGAGCCUCACCAGCGAGUUCUGGCAACACUAGUCCUAUAGUCCUACAGAGGUUUUACCAUCAAAACCAACAGAGAAGAUCUAGAGUGGAUCUUCAUUCUACGCCUAGGCAUAGAAGUUUAAGUAGAGAGCACAGCACGGGGCGGUCGCCGGAGCCGCCGCCGCGCACGAGCCGGCCGCAGCCCGCGCUGGGCCCCGAGCCCAACGGCAGCGCCGACCUCGACCCGCCCGCGCUGCACGAGCGCCUGCACCCGCCCUCGCCGCUACUGCUUAACGAAAGGCUAUCUGAAGGUCGCAGUCAGAGUUUGACUCGCGCUGAGCUCCGCAACGGUUAUCGGGAGAUGGCCGCUCCUCCCAACCCGCCGCCUAAACAUCACCACGAUGACCAGGGAGGGCAGCCAGCCUCUGACUACCGUCGUCAGUAUCAGUUGAACAAGUACAGGUCGCGAGUUGUGUACUCCAACGCAGCUUGCCGCUCUGCGCGCGCGCUGUGUUUGAAUGUAGCGGGCAGAGCGGCUAGUCGGACGGGUCGUGUCGGUGGGAUAGGCCAGGGUUGUCGCACGUGGGACAUAUGUGUCGCAGGCUGGCUGCACUCGCUGGCCGGGCUGGUGAAGCGCCGGCUCAGCGGGUACGUCAAGUGGCAUCACGUUGCAGCGCGCCGGGACUCGCACCACAACCAUCAUCUGCAACACAGAUGGGGUAACAGUGAGAGUUGGAGUAUGCCAGCGUCCCCACUGCCACCACGGUCCCUUCCCUCGCGUCCCGCCGAUUAG